Messenger RNA from Nymphalis io (European peacock), 1713 nucleotides. RefSeq lists its product as uncharacterized. Gene Ontology annotation, molecular function: serine-type endopeptidase activity. The transcript has 8 exons. The record is from RefSeq and is a predicted model, not a curated record. Gene Ontology annotation, biological process: proteolysis. NCBI's taxonomy places the organism in Eukaryota, Metazoa, Arthropoda, Insecta, Lepidoptera, Nymphalidae. The coding region runs from base 35 to 1624 and encodes 529 amino acids.
AAAGUUAUUGGCUGUAAAUGUCGAACAGAAUUAAAUGUAUUUUCACAAGAAUAGUGUGAUGCAUUAUUUAUACUGUGUUUUUUUUCUUCGUGUAUUAUUGGGAAAUUGUGAAAAUGUAACUGAGAAAAACAAAUAUGAAAAUAUAAAUUAUGUGGCAGAAGCACUAGUUAAUUUAUUCGGAAUGGACGAAGAUAAUAUACGAAUCAGAGAUUUAAGAGAUAAACUAACAAAGAUAGACAAAUUUGUUGUCGAUAAUGAUAAAUUAGCAGAUUUUCUAAUGAAUGAAACAGCAAGUAGUAAUUUAAAUGAAACGACCUUUUUCACUGCUUUAAAUGAAACUGAUCAUUUUAAAUUUCUAUCGGAAAAUGAAUCAAAGAACUUAUAUCUGAAAUUAAAAGAAAAAAUGAAUAGAGAUGACAUUCUUGAUAUUCUAAAAGAACAUAAUAAACGCGGUGGCAUUUCUAAAUCUGCAAGAAAAAUGAUGAAAAGUAAUUUAAUUGGAAAAAUCGAUGUCGGUGAUGCAAUGGUUGAUACUGUUGUUGAUAAAUUAAUAGCGGAAGUUCCUUCAGAUAAACAUAAGUUUAAUUAUACAAAGGAAGAUAACAAAUACUGGGAUCCACAAAGUGAAUUGGAAGACCUAGAGCAGUUUCAUCGACAUGACGGUCGUAGAAUUUUUAAAGGUGAAAGAACUACUAUCAGAUAUUACCCCUUCAUGGUAUCUGUUCAUGUAAUGGGCAGGUUUUGGUGCGGAGGUGUGAUUUAUUGGCACGAUAUCGUCCUUACUUCAGCUGCUUGCUUACAACUCAUGCACAACAAUAGGCUAUUUCGCGAGAAUCCAAGUGUAUUAAGAGUAAGGGUAGGGAGUAAUCACAGCAGAAUUGGAGGUGAAAUGAUUGAAGCUCUUGAGGUGUAUUUCCAUCCAGCCUAUAAUCCACGUACCCUCAAUAACAACAUCGCCAUCAUUAGACUUCGACGUCAUCUGUUUUUCACCUAUCACCGAAUCCCAAAGAUCAUUAACAUCUCAUAUAAUGCUGAUGGACUAGCUCCGACUUCUGAAGUCCUGGUACUUGGAUGGGGUGUUAGUAAGAUGUCACAAAUGUUGUCAUACGAACCAAUAUUCCUAAAUAGAAAAUUUCUACCAAUCUAUCCGAAUGUAUUUUGCAAAGAAGUUUACGGAGACAAAUUCAUUUCGAAAACUAUGUUCUGCGCCGGUACCUUCACAACCGGCGAAGGAGCUUGUGACCAUGACGCUGGUGGUCCAGCAGUGAUGGCUGGUAAGCUUGUUGGGAUCAUAUCCUUUGGACCAUCAGUGUGCGGGUAUCCAAAUGCACCAACGGUGUUCACACUCGUCGGUGCUUACGCCGACUGGAUUGAAACUGUCAAUGAAACCAUGCCGGGAUACUACCGCGGUAGGAAACGAACAACAACAGCAAGCCCCUUCAGAUACUAUUCUGAUUUCAAACCAAAGAAGAUCAUAAUACCAGAAUUACCUGACUUGAAGACCGAUCCACCUCAAACUCCUAGUGAAGAUAGAACAACAACACCAUCUACAUCAAGGAAGAGGAAGAAGUUGAAGAGAGCUGAUAACUCUGAUAUUGAUGGUUUUAGCAUUGAUUUGAAAUAAAUAUACCCAAAUUAAAUGUCAUCUGCAGAUGCAGUGAAACUUUUUUCAACGGAAUGAACCAUGGUUGAUACAGUAAAAUAAAUUUAUCU